Messenger RNA from Astyanax mexicanus (Mexican tetra), 1131 nucleotides. It is a transcript of the gene tspan34a, whose product is annotated as tetraspanin 34. Gene Ontology annotation, cellular component: membrane. Lineage: Eukaryota; Metazoa; Chordata; Actinopteri; Characiformes; Acestrorhamphidae. The record is from RefSeq and is a predicted model, not a curated record. The transcript has 8 exons. The coding region runs from base 117 to 848 and encodes 243 amino acids.
GAACUCUGAUCCCCCCUCAGGAGGAUAAAUGGCUGUGAAGAGUCUGAACACCUCACUCACACUCUACACACUCCAGACACGUUUCUCACCUGUGCACAGGACUAAAAGCUGCCAAAAUGUGCUGCAAGGGCUUCCUCAAGAUUAUGAUGUUCAUCUUCAAUGGGGUGAUCUUUCUUGCAGGUGGUGCGAUCCUGGGUGUAGGUAUCUGGGUGACGGUGGACAGCAGCUCCCUGCUGGGUGUUUUAGAUCAGAUUAAAGAUGCGCCGCCUGAGUUAGCGCAGCUGGCUAAUGUAGGCUACCUGCUGAUCGCUGUGGGGGCCAUACUGGCCAUCAUGGGCUUCCUGGGCUGCUGUGGAGCCAUAACAGAGAGCAAGUGCAUGCUCCUCACAUUCUUCAUCAUCGUGCUACUCAUCUUCAUCGCAGAGGUGGCCGGGGCCAUCGUUGUCUUUGUGUUCCAGCCCCUGGCAAAAGAACUGUUGCAGAAGGUCAGCGACAGCUUUGUUUUGACCAUCAGGGAAAAUUAUGGAGAAGAAAAAACCUUUACAUCACUGAUGAAUGACACUAUGACUGAGCUGAAAUGCUGUGGAUUUAACAACUACACAGACUUUGACGGAUCCCCUUUCUUAAAGAACACUUCGCAUUACCCUGUGACCUGCUGUCUGGAAACCUCCACAGCAUGUAGUCUCACAGAAGCAAGUGAACAGGAAGUGAAGGGUUGUUUUGAUGCUAUUUUGGACCUGUUGGAAGACAACGCUGCUCUGCUGGGAGGAGUGGCCCUUGGCAUUGCUGCAUUGGAGAUUGCUGCAAUGGUGGUCUCCAUGGUCCUGUACAAUAACGUGGGUAAAUAACGACAAAGCCUGUGAUUCACCAAGAAGCGACAUAUGCACUUCCUAACUGAACUGUUGUACUACUGUAAGAAGAAAAUCAAUGCACUAAAUUUACUUAUAUCACUUUUCAGUCAAGUAAAUUCGGUGCAUCACAGUUUUUCAUUAUGUUCGAACUACUAAAAGCGAUUCAACAUAACAUGCUAAUGCUAAUGAAUGAGAGUCAGGAGGAACUAGCGAGCUAGCACUGCCUCAUUUCUGCCAGUGGGCUACACUGAUUAGCUUUUAUUAUUAUUAUUAGCAACAU